AUGAUUUCGAAAAAUACCGCAGUACUAUAUUUCAGAUUAAAUACUGAACUUGAAUCAAAAACUGAAGAUGUUAAUGAUUCCAUACAAGAAUUACAAUCUAAAACUGAUGAUAUUAAUGAUUUCAUUCAAGAGGAUUUCGUAAAUUUAAUAGAGAUCGACGAGGAAGUGGAUAAAGAAAUGUAUCCAUCAUCGUCUAAAUGGAACCCUACAAUAUUAAAGGAAAAAGUUUCAAGUAAACUUAAUACAAAAAAGUUUAAUCAACGAAAAACCAAAUUAGAAGAUGAAAAAAUAAAACUAAUAAAGAUACAGCAGGAUUUUUAUAGGGAUGAAAAUGCCAGAGCUGCUGAAAAGCACAAGCUAGAAAUGGAAAAAUAUCAAAACGAAAUUACAUCAAUACGAUUAAAAAAUGAACUUAUCCAAAAUGAAAAAAAAGAAAAAACAACGCAUCUGAUCAUUUCAUCGAAUUUAAUAAAUUCGCUAGAUAGUGAAGCAAUUGCUUGUGAAACAUCUUUAACUGCUCGACCUGCUGAUGAUAUACUCAGUCCACAAAAAUCGGCCACAGUUAUUAAAAAACUACCACUAGCGUAA
Lucilia cuprina (Australian sheep blowfly) is the source of this 588-nucleotide messenger RNA. RefSeq lists its product as uncharacterized. Bases 1 to 588 code for a protein of 195 amino acids. The transcript has 4 exons. The record is from RefSeq and is a predicted model, not a curated record. NCBI's taxonomy places the organism in Eukaryota, Metazoa, Arthropoda, Insecta, Diptera, Calliphoridae.